This is a messenger RNA of Vicia villosa (hairy vetch), 2405 nucleotides long. RefSeq names its product putative F-box/LRR-repeat protein At5g41840. Gene Ontology annotation, molecular function: protein binding. The transcript has 2 exons. The coding region runs from base 168 to 914 and encodes 248 amino acids. Lineage: Eukaryota; Viridiplantae; Streptophyta; Magnoliopsida; Fabales; Fabaceae. The record is from RefSeq and is a predicted model, not a curated record.
AUUAAUUGUUUCGCCAAAACGAAUGUAAAAAAACUUUCUAUUUGCAGAUACGCCGCCGCUGCCGAAACAAGUUUGGCCGCCUCUGAAACUCCAACGCCCGCCGCUACCGAAACGAUUAACCCAAACCCUAAUUCGGUUUUCUGAUAAUCCUAUAUAUUGCAGCAGCUAUGCUGAUAAUCUCAUUCACAGUUAGAGAUCAUGUCUUCUGGCCGUUCAAUUCCAACAUCCAUAGAAUCAGCGACUUGCCGGAUUCAAUUCUCUCUCACAUUCUCUCUUUCCUUCCAACCAAAUUCGUUGCAACCACAAGCAUUCUCUCAAAGAGAUGGAAACCGGUAUGGCUCUAUGUCCUUAUUCUCAACUUCGAUGACAAAGCAUUCAAUCCUAAUUUGGUCAAAGUAAGGAUUAAUUAUGAUAUGGAUAAUCUGAUCACUUUGGUUUCUAAGGCAAAUAUUUUGCAUAUAAGUCAGAUAUAUGGGGUGACUUGGAAAACACUUCCCAUGUUUCCCAAUUUGACUCACAUGGAACUUGAUUCUAUUCAUAGCUCACUACGGGAGAGGAGGGAGUGCAGGUCGAUGUUAGAAAUACUCCCACAUUUUCCCAAACUUCAACAUUUUAAGAUUUGGUUUAUAUUUUAUAAUUUUCCGGGUGCAAUGGAUAUUUGUUCUGAAUGUUUGAUGGUUCCACCCAAUUCCACCAUUGCUCCAGAAUGUCUUCUGUCACAGCUUAAAUCAUUUAGCAUUAAAGGGUACACAGGGAGAGAAUGCGAGUUCAAAUUUGUAAAAUAUAUUUUGCAACAUUCAAAAGUAUUAGAGACUAUGACAAUCAAGAGUACCUGCCUUGAAAAGAAACAAAUGAUUAUGAAGUUAUCUUCGUGCACAAGAAGCUCUACAACAUGUAAACUUCUAUUUGGUUGAUGAUGACAAUUAUGUCAAGGUUCUUUUUGAAGAAUGUAGUGGUUUUUCAUGAAAGAAAUUUUUGGGAGUAAUAUUAUAUACUUUUUCUUAGUGUAAAGAGAGAGACCAAUUCAUUUAAUCAAAAUUCUACUUUUUUAUUUAUUUUAGUGUAUAUAGUAUGAUUGUUAAUUCUACGAAUACUGGCAAAAUCUAUAACUAUGAUAUAUUUUGAUUAUUACUUGUAUGCCUCCCUUUGAUUCAAUUUGAACAUUUUGUUUUUUGUAUGGCUCACUAUGUUUCAUGUGUGGAUGGUUCUGUGUUUUUGAGUGCUAACUAGUAUUAUUGCAUCAAUCAUUCUAUAUGUCAGCAUCUUAUUACAUGGUCAGGCUUUGGUUGAGAACAUUAUAUGGAUUUUGAACUUAAGUAUAGCCGCAUGUUUCACAUGUUCUCUAACUUUUGAAUUUUUCAAUGUAAAGAAACAUUUAAGUUUAUGGUUAGUCCACUCUUUACCACUCUGUCCAUGUGUGUUAAGAGUGUUUAUGGUUCUGUUUAGUGCUAUUCAUCCGUAGAUGUCAAAUAUUUUUGUGAUUGUCAAACUGUUUCAAGUUUAAAGGAAAAUUAAACUUUCUUGCAAUUCUGUUUUCCCCUUCUAUGUGAGUGCAUAUAGUAAGGUGAAUAAAUAGGACAUAACCACAAACUAUUUUAUAUAAUCUAUAGAGCAAUAGAAUAUUCUAUACUAUACCAAAUUAGCAAUAAGCAGUGAAAACAAUAUUUGAGGUCCUGAAAGUUCCAAAUUUACAACCCUGUGUACAACAGCUUGUGGCAGAUGAUGAUGAUGAUGAUGAUGAAAUGGCAGAUGAGCACAAAGUUUUUGGAUUUGAUGGCUUUAGGUGGGCCGGCACCUGAAAGGAUCAAUGGAAGGUUGGCUAUGAUUGGUUUUGUAGCAGCAAUGGGGUGGAAAUAGUUAAAGGGCAGGGUUUGGUUGGACAAUUGUCUGGUGGUGGAGUUCCAUGGUUCUUGGGGACAAGUGUGUUCUUGUCACUUACGUCAUUGAUUCCAUUUUUUGCAAGGUGUUAGUGUUGAGUCUAAAUCAAAAAGUAUCAUGUCCUCAGAUGCAGAGUUGUGAAAUGGAAGAAUUGCUAUGUUGGGUUAGAUUGCAUUGGCCUUCACAGAGUAUGUUAAGGGUACAUCCCUUGUGUAAUAGAGUUCUUUGGGGACAUAUUUAAGGUUUUUAGGGUUUGUAGUUAGAAGCCAAUCUAGGAAUCGAUUAUGUAUACUUAUGUAGUUCAAAGUUCCAAGAAUGUAGUUGAACUUUCUCUAAUUUCUUUAUAAAACAAUUCUUAGUGUGCCUCUUGAUGUUUACUUUCCUACUAGAAUCAUCCUCACAUAGACCAUAGGGAAUAACAUGACAAUAUUAUUGGCAUUGUGUCUUUUAACAAAACCUGUAUUGCUUUUUUUGCUGUUGCGAGAUAUACUAUUUUCUUGUGUUGUCAAUCACAGAUCAUACAAAAU